Messenger RNA from Olea europaea var. sylvestris, 2675 nucleotides. Its product is annotated as ankyrin repeat and sterile alpha motif domain-containing protein 1B-like. The coding region runs from base 601 to 2580 and encodes 659 amino acids. Gene Ontology annotation, molecular function: protein binding. The record is from RefSeq and is a predicted model, not a curated record. The transcript has 2 exons. Lineage: Eukaryota; Viridiplantae; Streptophyta; Magnoliopsida; Lamiales; Oleaceae.
CUCUGUCUUCUCAUCUUUAGCCUUUCACGGGGGCGACAAAAUCUUCUAACUUCGAGGGAAUUUUUUAUUUCUUGCUUGGAUUUAUUAUUUUCAUUUUGGGUGGCCAAAGAAAACAUAAAAAAUCUGCAUACAUGUGGUCUUUUUUCUUUUGUUGUCAUCUGCAAAAAAAAUAUCCUAAAAUUAUCUUGUUUGUUAAUAUUUCACCUGCUCUUCCACAAUUAUUUUAUGGUUCUGUUUUUUCUCCCCCAAAUGUCCCAUUUCUUGAACUUUCUGUGCGUUUUCUGGAUGAGUGUUGGGGGCUGUUUUAAUUAGUGUUUAGAAGGUUUGUUUGGUUCAAACUCUUAAGACCCUUCUUUGAAUCCAAUAUUCCUAACUUUUUGUGCAUUUUAUUACUCAUUAUUACUUCACUUUUGUGAUAGUGGCUUUUCAUACCGAAUUGAAUUUACACUUCUGCACUUGGUUUGGGCACUGACUUUGCUUUGAUCCUCUUGAAUGGUUCUUGGAGUUAAAAUUUCUUAAUUUUUGAUAGAAUUAUAUAUUAUUGCUGAAAGUUCUUAAAUUCUGCUACAAUUGUGUUGAGUUAUCGGAGUUAUUUUGCCAAUGCCUCCUACAUACUUCCCUUUGAGAUGGGAGAGUAUUGGAGAUCAAUGGUGGUUUGCAUCUCCCAUUGAUUGGGCAGCUGCCAAUGGACAUUAUGAUUUAGUCAGGGAACUUCUUCACCUUGACACAAAUCUGCUCAUUAAACUCAGUUCUUUACGCAGAAUUCGUCGUCUUGAAUCCGUGUGGGACAAUGAAGAACAGUUUAAUGAUGUUGCUAAAUGCCGGUCUCAAGUCGCGCAAAAGCUCUUACAAGAAUGUGAAACCAAGAAAGGACAUAAUUCUCUAAUCAGGGCUGGCUAUGGGGGUUGGCUUUUAUACACUGCUGCAUCAGCAGGGGAUGUGAUAUUCGUUAAAGAAUUGUUGGAUAAAGACCCCCUCUUGGUAUUUGGAGAAGGGGAAUAUGGUGUUACCGAUAUAUUUUACGCGGCUGCUAGAAGCAAGAAUUCCGAGGUUUUUAGACUGGUGUUCGAUCAUGCCAUAUUGAGAACUUAUUCCCGUACCACUAAAGGGGAAAACGAGGAAGUUUCUUCGGCUUUCAAGAGUGAAAUGGUUAAUAGAGCUGUCCAUGCUGCAGCUAGAGGAGGAAAUAUGGAGAUCUUGAGAGAAUUUUGUAAGGAUGAAUCUGAUGUUUUGGCGUACAGAGAUGCCCAGGGAUCCAUAGUAUUACAUACAGCUUCUGGCAUUGGGCAGGUUGAGGUAGUUAAAAAUUUAUUAUCGUCCUUUGACAUCAUCAACACCACGGACAAUCAAGGUAACACAGCAUUAAUUGUGGCUGCUUACCGUGGUCAUGUAGAUGUAGUAAAGAUCCUUAUAUGUACGUCUCCUUCAUGCGCAUCCCUAACAAACAACUAUGGAGAUACUUUUCUGCACAUGGCAGUGGCUGGCUUCCGAACCCCUGGAUUCCGAAGAUUGGACCAACAGAUAGAGCUCAUGAAGCAAUUGGUUGGUGGGAAAAUUGUAAAUAUAGAAGACAUUGUCAAUGUUAAGAAUAAUGAUGGUAGAACUGCCCUUCACACGGCUGUAAUUGAGAACAUUCAAUCUGACAUUGUGGAACUUCUUAUGUCGGUGCAUUAUGUAAACUUAAAUAUUCGUGAUGCGGAUGGAAAUACUCCUCUCGAUCUCCUCAAGAAAAGACCGAAAUCGGCUUCUUCAGAGAUUUUAAUCAAGCGGCUGAUAUCAGCUGGAGGAAUCUCGAAUUGUCAAGAUCAAAUGACUAGAAGUGUUCUUGCUUCCCAUCUGAGGAUGCAGGGGAUUGGAGGCAGUCCAGGGACAUCUUUCAGAAUCCCGGAUACCGAGAUAUAUUUGUAUUCUGGAAUUGGGAACGCAUCUGAUGUUAGUUGUGAAUUGACAAGCGAGUACGCUUCGUGCUCGGGUGAACUGAAUCGCUUUGAUUCGCCUGCUAUGUCAAGCUCAACUAAUAAGAAGAAAUUUGAUUCUGUUAAUAAUGCUGCUGGGCGUCUCAAGAUUCUUCUUCGUUGGUCAGGGAAGAAAGAGAGAAAAGAAGAAAUCACCGAGAUGGAAGACAAUAAUUCUGUAGAAUCAUUCAGAACCUGUUCAAGUUUCAAAAACAGCCCAAUUCCACUUAGGCAGAAGUUUUCAAGAAAAUCCUCUCCGCCAAACAACAAGAGAGUACUUGCAACCAGAAGUAGCCUUCCGAGUCCAUCCACUAAAGAGAGAUUUGCUGCAGAGUUAUCACACGGCGUUGUGAAAAUGAUGCCACACUCGUACUUUGGAUCACCUUCAACUCCUUUCUCCGAAUCAUCUUGGUCGUCUGCUGUAUCUGCUCAUAAAGAGAAGGGCGUGGAUCUCGACAGUGCUGGUGCGGGACCCUCUAGCCUGAAUCAAUCCCCAAAAAUUCGGGAGUCGAAAACGAAGCACAGACACUCCUCCUUCAACACGAGGCUGAUGAAUCACUACUUCUGUUUUGGUUCUCAAGGCCUUGCUGUGGAUAAUCAGAAUCAUAAAAGGCUUGCUGUGUAAUGAAUUAACUCUCUUUAAAUUUUGGACAUAUCCCUCAAUCUGUAAAUAAUUUCCUACUUUUGUUGUUUAUUUGUCCAAUUUCUUCGUCUACUUCA